AUGGAGCCGCUACUCUCUGAAUUCGCAGGAGAAUUGCCUAAAGCGAGUCGUAUUGAAGUACUGAGUUGUCUGAAUAGUGGUUUAAAUGGUGUAAACGUAGACUGUGCAGCUACUUCUCUUUGCCGAACCUUCGGAGUUGGAGCUUUGCUGCUAUCAAUUUGCAAUACGAUAUUGAAGUGUAGACAUUCCACCCGGGGAAGGAAAUGUAUAAAUGUCAGAAAAGAGAUCAAUCAGGUCUACAUCGCUACGGAGCUUCAAAGCCUUAUUGCCUCAUCGCAUCGUAACAACUGCAAUGCCAACGUCAUUCACUCAAUAUCUGCUCUUCAAUAG
Necator americanus (New World hookworm) is the source of this 330-nucleotide messenger RNA. RefSeq lists its product as uncharacterized. The record is from RefSeq and is a predicted model, not a curated record. The coding region runs from base 1 to 330 and encodes 109 amino acids. The transcript is spliced from 3 exons. NCBI's taxonomy places the organism in Eukaryota, Metazoa, Nematoda, Chromadorea, Rhabditida, Ancylostomatidae.